Messenger RNA from Cimex lectularius (bed bug), 2031 nucleotides. RefSeq lists its product as uncharacterized. The record is from RefSeq and is a predicted model, not a curated record. NCBI's taxonomy places the organism in Eukaryota, Metazoa, Arthropoda, Insecta, Hemiptera, Cimicidae. The transcript is spliced from 8 exons. The coding region runs from base 196 to 1788 and encodes 530 amino acids.
GGAGACUGUGGGUCGAGAAGGGAUACGUCCGAUCGGCGAGAGGGGAAGGAGAAAGAUAUAACCGAAACGGGCCACAGAAAGCGCACCAGUCCUGAAACAGGAGUGAGACGGUACGCACCGAGUCUACGCCUGCGCUCAUCGACACAAUCGUUUUUCGCGUCUGUUUUAAAUACGAGAAUAGCUUCGGAGACGGCUAUGGAAACGGCGACUGAGAUUUCGACGGAACUGGGCCUCCAGAGGCUCUGGGGAAGGAGGCUGACAGGAAGCAACAUCCACGAGGAAGACAUCGCAGGUCUUCUCGAAGAAGUUUUCCCUUCGGCUCAAGUCGAGGUUGAACCUGAUGUUAAAAGCCGUCCAUGUAGUCCUGUUCCUCCUUUUAAUGAAGACAGGGACUUCUGCCAGGAUUUCACUCAGCAAACUUACACUCCAAAAUGCAAAACUGAAUGCUUCUGUUCAUCCGAAGUCAAGUCAUUUAAAUUAGACGGAUCCACAAUCGGAGACAUUCCAGCGAUAUAUAAAAUUCAGAAUAUUCUCAAACAUGAGUUUCCAGCGAUGGGGAUCUUCGUUGACCCAAGGGUCGUCCCAGGAUUUAAAUACAGAGUUCGGCCUAUACAAGAGAAUGGCUGUAAAAUAAAAUGGCUUUUCAACGGCCGAGCUUUAGAACUUCAGUCAAUCGGCAGAGGCUAUUCGAGAAGGAUCACGUUCAAAGCCGACAAGGGAAAUCUGAACGACAACGAGUUUUAUUUCUGGGCCGACUCGCAUGCAGAAGGAUUUGCUUUUGAAAUUGAAGUAGUCUCCCCGGGCGACAAAUUCACCGUGUUCGACGCCAACCGAGUCGCCGUGGGAACACUUGAAGUCUUGAGCAAUCAGAGUCCGCAAGAGGAACUGGGACAUAGAAUACUGGGCAGCGGUUGCGUAGAAAAAACUGUGAAAGUCAGAGCUCUUGUCAAAGUCGAAUGGUACGAAGAUGACAACAGUGAUUUAAUAGUUCCUAUGACUGGAGUGGCUGUAAGCAUUAAAAGCAAACAAGGAUGCAGGACGAAAUUGAUUGGUGUCACUGUUGGAAGUCACCCAAGGAGAGGGUUUACACUUAGGCCGGGAAUAGACAGCCGUUUGAGAUUGAUUCGUGUACGAGGAACUUCAAUCUCUGAUGUGCCAACAACAUAUACUGUCGCCGGUCUAGAUGCUCAUCAACUUCCAGUUAUUGGUACUUAUGUUGACCCAAGGAUUAUACCGGGUUUUCAUUACCGUGUAAUACCAGCAGCAGGAAAGAGAAGACCAUUGUUUGGCGGGCGACCACUAAAGUUGGUCUCUAUUGGCAUGGGGUAUGGUAAAAGAAUCACAUUUGCUCCAGAUUCACUCAACUCGUCUGAAAAUUUCUUCUGGAGCGAUUCCCACCCGGAUGGAUUCGGAUUUGAGCCUAGUGCGGUACGAGCUGGUAUGAAAUUCAAUAUUUACGCAGGAGAACUACGCUUAGGAGAAGCGAAUGUCUUCAGAGCUGAUACUCCUCAAGAAGAAAAACACAUGGAACUGGUCAAAGAAGAAAAUGGAAAAACUACAAUUAUAAAGCAUAUUCACGUUGAUUUGACUUGCCACGUCACGCUAGACACAAGAUACGACAAAUCUCCAGAGCCUCACAUUAUGAGAAUCUCCGGAAACACUAUACUUUCAAAACCGGCAGGAUGUUCUGAAGCGGAAAUACUCAGGAUAGAAAACAUCGGUCUAGACUCUCAGCUUAAUAUUCUAUUCACUACGCAAUGGGACGAGUUAGUCUUCACUCCUGUUUAAGACUUAUUGUAAAUUAACAUUUUAAUUUAUUGCACUAGAGUUUAUUUUUACAAGACUUAUUUUAUAAACUUCUAAGGUGUAUGUCCAUGUAAAAAAUUGGCUUUUGAGAGCCCAAUGUAUUUUAAACACUGGCCAUGUAGAUUGUGUGGCAGCAGUAUUUCUAUUUGAUAUUCAUAAUUCAUAAGAUUUUAUGAAAAUUAUACUUUUUUUAUAAUAAGCAACUAAUAAAAUCUUAUUGACAUA